Messenger RNA from Aspergillus aculeatus ATCC 16872, 1623 nucleotides. RefSeq names its product LysM peptidoglycan-binding domain-containing protein. Bases 1 to 1623 code for a protein of 540 amino acids. NCBI's taxonomy places the organism in Eukaryota, Fungi, Ascomycota, Eurotiomycetes, Eurotiales, Aspergillaceae. The record is from RefSeq and is a predicted model, not a curated record. The transcript is spliced from 4 exons.
AUGGGACACCGCAAAUCACUGCUACUUGCAGCUUCGUGCUUUUUCAUAACGGGACAGGCUGCCCACUCUCUGUCGCAUGGGUACUUUCAUCAUCGCGCUGAGCACCAGGCUCAUCCACGCACAGCUGACUCCGAUAAUGCGAGCUCGACAAGCGUGUCAAUGUUCCCUAACGGCACUCUAUCUGGCUUGGGUCUGUCAUCCACGUGCGAAAACGCAUUGUACCAGACGCUCGACUGCAAUGAUGCCGUCUCGUUGAUUGACACAGAUGACUACAGUGAUAGCCUGGACAAUGCCACACUGACAGCUCUAAUCUGUGCUUCCAGCUGCGAGGCUUCGAUUGCGCAAUUGCAUGAUUCGGUUUCGGCUAAUUGCGGUUCAUCAGCUGAACUAAUUCCUGGAAUGUCGUUCCUGGCUCUCGUUGACCAGUUCUGGAGCAGCUGGAAUCAAUCUUGCUUCGUGGACCCCACGACAGGCGAGAACUGCAAUGAUGAGAUUGCAUCCUUUGCUAACGUCGAUUCGUUGUCCAACAUCUCAACCUCGGACUUGUGCUCCUAUUGCUACGUGAAGAAGCUGGAGCUGAUGCAAGCGGAUGCUUAUUCGGAUGCCUACAACGAUGACUGGCAGUCGACCUUUGAGUACGUGGCAGCAACGUGCAAUUUGACGGUGGCGGACUUCAACGCCACGGCCAGCGCCUUCAAUGCAUCCGUACCCACGACCACCCCCAGCUGUGUCUCGGGGAAUGUCUACACCACUCAAGAUGGUGACACGUGUGACUCAAUUGCUCUGGCAGAAGGGGUCUCGGCGGCAACCAUGUACUACACCAACCCCAAUAUCCUCAAUUGCUCGGCUAUCUCAGCUGGAACCGCUCUCUGCCUUCCCCUGACCUGCACCGAUGUCUAUUCCGUGCAGCCUAAUGAUACAUGCUCUACUGUUGCAGUCGCCAACUUCAUCACAACAGCUGAGGUAAUUAACUGGAAUUCGCAGUUGACCUGGAAUUGCUCCAAUUUGCACUCGACCAAUCCUAACUGGGGCUCGGUGCUCUGCGUCUCCCCUCCCGGUGGAACAUACACCGGCCAGGCCUUGAAUACGACGUCUUCUGGCGAAGCCGAAGCAGUCGAUCCGCCAGCAGGCGUUCAGGUAGCCUUGGGAACUACCCUUGACUGCGGUGCGUGGUUUGUCAACGAGGCCAGCUUGAACUACAACUGCUCGGACAUCUGUCUGGCCAACAGUAUUGCCAUUCACUUGUUUACUGAGGCUAACCCUUCGCUCAACUAUACCACCUGCGACUCGGAUCUUGUUACGGGUGACGCUUACUGUGUUGACCCUUUGUCUGGCUGGCAAUACAGCAACAUGACUGCGACAAACGGCACCUUGACGACGGUUACAGCUGCCACCACCACGUCUACCUCCGUGGCAUCGGUGACUCCCCCUGGCCCAACUCAGAGUGGGAUUCCCUCAAACUGCGAUGAGUACUAUGUUGCACAAACCGGCGAUAAUUGUGCUACUGUCGCAACCAAAUACGACAUCACCGAGGCUCAAUUCUUGGCCUGGAAUCCGGCAAUCUCCUCGGACUGUACGACAGGUUUCUGGGCCGAUGAAGCGUACUGUGUUUCGGUUUCCUAG